Molecule: messenger RNA, 920 nt
Organism: Vigna radiata var. radiata (mung bean)
Lineage: Eukaryota; Viridiplantae; Streptophyta; Magnoliopsida; Fabales; Fabaceae
Product: 60S ribosomal protein L15-1
Exons: 4
Coding region: 103-717 (204 amino acids)
Biological process (GO): cytoplasmic translation
Cellular component (GO): ribosome; cytosolic large ribosomal subunit
Molecular function (GO): structural constituent of ribosome; RNA binding
Source: RefSeq, a predicted model, not a curated record
GUUUAAUUUUGUGAGUUCGACCCGUUCUAAUGCACUUCUAUAAAAGUUAAAAGAGGAACCAAACCCUAGCACUUUGCUACUGGCACUGCGCGCUUCCGCACGAUGGGUGCCUACAAGUAUGUCUCCGAGCUUUGGCGCAAGAAGCAGUCCGAUGUUAUGAGAUUCUUGCAGCGGGUGAGGUGUUGGGAAUACCGCCAACAACCAUCAAUUGUUCGUCUGACAAGACCUACUCGCCCAGACAAGGCUCGCCGCUUGGGUUAUAAGGCCAAACAAGGUUAUGUGGUUUACCGUGUGCGUGUUAGGAGGGGUGGCAGGAAGAGACCAGUUCCCAAAGGUAUUGUUUACGGUAAGCCAACCAACCAAGGUGUUACUCAAUUGAAGUUUCAACGCAGCAAGAGGUCCGUUGCUGAAGAGCGAGCUGGAAGGAAGUUGGGUGGCCUCAGGGUCCUCAAUUCUUACUGGGUGAAUGAGGACUCAACCUACAAAUAUUUUGAGAUCAUUCUGGUGGAUGUUGCCCACAGUGCUGUAAGAAAUGAUCCAAGAAUUAACUGGCUCUGCAAUCCAGUCCAUAAGCACAGGGAACUUCGUGGCCUCACUUCUGCUGGGAAAAGUAACAGGGGUUUACGUGGCAGAGGACAUCUAUACCACAAAAAUCGUCCAUCACGCAGGGCAACCUGGAAGCGAAACAACACUCUUUCUCUUCGUCGUUACCGCUGAUUUUAUUACUGUUAUGUUAUCUUGCUUAAUUUUCUGAAAAUUUGGAGUGCAUUAUAUAAGACAAAUUUAUCAGUUUUGAACGCCCGAAUCAUCCUCUUUUUUCAACCCCGAACCCCGUUUUAGUAGCUAAACUGGAGAGAUUAAUGAUGUCGGAUUUUUGCUAUUGGUUGGUAUAUUGAUUUUGUGGUACUACAUCUUUGCAA